Molecule: messenger RNA, 2462 nt
Organism: Mya arenaria
Lineage: Eukaryota; Metazoa; Mollusca; Bivalvia; Myida; Myidae
Exons: 4
Coding region: 331-2094 (587 amino acids)
Biological process (GO): positive regulation of DNA-templated transcription
Cellular component (GO): nucleoplasm; chromatin
Molecular function (GO): zinc ion binding; ubiquitin-protein transferase activity
Source: RefSeq, a predicted model, not a curated record
AGGACAUCUGUUGCAAGUUAUAUAUCUAUAUAUGUAUAAAGAUUAUCUAAUCUACGAUCAAUACUGAUAUUGUGGAUAUUUAUUAAGGCACGUUAUUUAGCCUUUGGAUAUACAUUACAUUACUUCAGCGAAGCGAUCUAGUGAAAAUUAAUGGAAUUUAAUUCAUGUGGGAAAUGAACGUCGUCUGAACGUUAACAUUUGCUGCUUGACGUCAUGACGUCAUUUCCGUCGCAAAAUUAACCAGAAUAACAUUGAGGGGCAAAGCAAUUUAACGUUUCUUCUGUGCAGCUCAAUGAAGCCUGUAAACAAGGAGUGAAGUUAUAUCUGGAUAUGAAUAAUAACGAGGAUACCGCAAAUAUUCCGGCCGGCGAAAGUGAUAAGAGGCCAUUCAACGUUGUAGAAAUGGAGACAGCGCCCGUGCAACAGGAAGCACUUACAAACGGAAUCAUUCAUACAUUCUGUGACGCAUGUAGAAAACAAUCACUGGAUAAUAUUGCUGGGAAGUAUUGUUGGCAAUGUCGGCAAAAUUUAUGUGAGAAAUGCGUCGUAAUGCAUGGGUACUUUUCGGCGCUGGAACAACACACGAUCGUACCUAUUCUGGAGCUCUCUGCACGGGAACCCGGGGACGCGUGCGGCACGGAGAAUGUAGUGGCGGCGGUGCCCACUGAGCGCUGCCCCAAACAUCCGGAGAAGGUGAUAGACAUGUUCUGUAGUAACCACGAAGUCGUGGCUUGCUCCCUCUGCUUCCUGCCACAUUAUAAACUGUGCAGCGACAUUCACUACGUACCUGACAUUGCCGCCAAGAUCGUGGACGACAGUUCUGUUGAGAGGGUGAAAGGGGACAUUGAGACAGCCAAGACCAGUCUGGACAACGUUGUCUUGCAGUGCAGGGGCGUUAUGGGCGACCUGACGAAGGCUAAGGAAGCUGCACUGAAAGCAGUUAAAGAGUUUCGUACACACCUCGAUGAUAUCAUAGCCGGUCUUGAAAACAAAACAGUGACAGACCUAGAGAGCAGAAACGUAGAGUGCGAUUUCCAGCUGGAGUCUGAGAUAGCUAAGGCCGAAAGGCUGCGGAAGCGCGCACAUGAGCGCUCACGGGAGCUGGAGGUGUCGGACGGCAACCUCUCAAGGCUGCUUGUCAGUCAGACGCUCGCCAAACAGGUUGUUUUCGAGACCGACACGCUCGUGAAAGCAGUACAGAAACUCACAUCAAAAACCAGGCUGUACUAUAAAAAUGACAAUUCCAUUACGAAUAGCCUGAAGAAUUUGGGUGGACUUGGAGCUAUCAGAGACCAGACGUUUAAGUUCGGCUCUGUGAAAAGCAAGCAGAAGUUUGACAUUCAACUUGAGGGUGAAGAACAGUGUAACGUGUGGGGAUCGUGCCUGACCGGGCAGGGUAACAUCGUCCUCGCCGACAACGGCAACAACAAACUGAAGCUUCUCGACAAAUAUUCCUACAUGGUCAUUGGACAGUGCCCCCUGCCGGCGUCACCGCGGUCACUGUUCAGGAUUAGUGAGACCGAAGUUGUAGUCAGUCUCAGUAACAAGUGCAUCUAUUUCAUUUCUACAGCGGAAAAAACACUAACAGUUAUGCGUCAUAUAAAACUUGAUCAUAAUUGCUUCGGACUGGCGUUUACCGACGGUGAACUGUACAUUUCCGACGGAAGUCAGAGCGUUUACGUGUACAAGACGGACGGGGAGCCGGUCAGAACCAUAGAAGGUACAGACGAAGCCAUUUUUUCUGAGAGUAGGGAUAUCACGGUCAGUGACGACGGAAGUAGAAUCCACGUUGCCGACAGCCGGAAGGGGUUGGUGACGCUCAGUAAGGAGGGACGCGUGCUUUGGCGGCACGCGGGGUCGGAACUGAAGGGGGCGUACGGCGUAUGUACGGAUGGCUCCGGAAACCUGCUAGUGACGGGAAUCCUCUCCCACAACAUCAUCCAACUGGGCAAAAACGGCGAGCGGCUGUGUGAGAUCAUCAAGGCGUCUGAUGACGUCAGCAGCCCGGUGUCCGUCUGCUUUGAUAGGCUUAACGAACGCGUUAUUGUUACAAAGAUUGGCAAUGUUGUGUAUUCUUUUGAGUUUGAAUGGUAGCAGCUAUGUUUCAUUUCCUGACGGAAUUUGGGGAACUUCGUUUUACAUAAACUGUAUACUUAUGUAAGAACUGAAAGGUGUGAAAUUAACUUUCAUAUUUACCACUCAAAGAAAUGGUGUGUAUACUUAACACCCAACUGCAAUGCUAAUGGAAUUCAAUUUCUGUUUCUUCCAAAGUUCUUUCAUUUUUUGUGCGCGUGCUCUUGUGAAUUUGUUCAUUUUCAUUGAUGUAUUCAAUAUUAUUUAUUAAUGAAUGUGAUUGUUUGUUAUUAUACUGGAAGUUGUUUUAAUCAUACUUAUUUUUAAUGUUAUUUGAUUUUACCGUUAUAUAUUAUGUUUGAAAAUAAAAUAAUGUUUUAUAUAUUCAA